This is a messenger RNA of Balaenoptera acutorostrata (minke whale), 1837 nucleotides long. RefSeq lists its product as uncharacterized. The coding region runs from base 643 to 1458 and encodes 271 amino acids. The transcript has 2 exons. The record is from RefSeq and is a predicted model, not a curated record. NCBI's taxonomy places the organism in Eukaryota, Metazoa, Chordata, Mammalia, Artiodactyla, Balaenopteridae.
UUUCUUAUUUCAUUAAUGCCUACAUUGUAGUGAGUCUUAAAAUGAAAUAAAAACAUAAAAAAUCAUUAACCCAAUGCAUAUUUUUCGCGUCCCCAAUAUCGCUGCCAAGCCAUCUGGUCGACCUUGCCGCAGGAGCCACCAGGUGAAGCUCCACUGGUGCAAAGCUCAGCGGGACGAAUCCGGGGCAUGCAAUGGCGCAGGCGUACAGCUGCCGCCCUAACUCCUGGGGUCGACCCAGACCGCCAUCCGUCGCGUUGCUUGGUCCGGGGUUUCCCCCCGCGGGUCCAGAGACCGUUCCCAGGAUCCAGAGAGAGAGCUUAUUCCCUGGGGGAGCCUCAGACAACCGCUCCCAACCAGGAUUGCGCCCGGGCUCGGGGGCUCUUCCCGAACACCAGCGGACGGCCCAGGCCGAGCCACGUUUACCGAACGUUUGCUAGGGGUUCCGACCACUGAGACCCAGGUGGGAAGGCCGCCGUGCCUGGAGCGUCCUCCCCACUUGCCCGAGACACUCCGUGUCGUUUCCCGCGGUGAGGGGACCUGCGUGUGCUCUCGACACACAAGAGCUGCGCCGAGGCGAACAGGAGACUGGACGACGGGCCCUGCCAGUGUAGACGCAGCCUGAACUGGAGGGAAAUCCCAUCUAUGAAACCCAGUGACCGCUUCGUGUGGAACCUGGAGAAACGAAAGUGGCCGCCGGGGAGCAGCCGCACUGCCGCGACGGCAGCUGGACGGACCCGGACCCCCAAGGCGGCGAGGACGCACUGCCGGACGGCCUGUGGGUCGGGGGGUCAUUGUCCCGUGGGAAGGAGGAAGGGGAGGGCCGCCGUCGCCCUCCCAGUGCCUACUCGUUUCGCCAUCCGGCCCGGGCCCCACUCUGACGAGAGACGUAAAGAAUUGGUGAACAAGUUCGUCAUCCAGAGGGGAGGCCGGGAAAGGUCAGGCGACGUCCGAGUACAUCCGUGUCGUUCCCCACCUCCCGGUGACUCGGAAAAAUUGAGAAAGUACGACCACCAGGACGUGGAGGACGACGUUGGGCACGGACACCGUGUCCUAUCACCACGCUCAGUCUUGCGGGCGGAGGGGCACAAGGACAUGCUGGUAGACCCGGCAAAACCAUCACAACCACAGCCCCGAAGCGCAAGGCCGACCUCACACCACACGAAUCUGCUCGGCCAAUCUCCGGCUACAGCAGGAAGCGCCCAAGCCUCAGCGCCACCGGGACAGUCGCCGCCAGGAUCCGCCUCCCGGAACUCUGCCUCGCGCCUGGCGGCCGAGUCACAGCCCUCGCCAAAGUCGCCGAAGCUCCGGAGGGAAGGGACGAUCUCAAAGCAGUCGCUGUGUAGCGCCCGGCAACCUCUAGAACGUACCCGGGACGACCCCCGAUCGCCGGUGGGCGAGGGUGCAGCACGGGCCGCCCAAGCACCCGAGCUCGUCCGGGGGCGUCCGCCUCGGAGCUAGCUCCCGGCUCGACAUGGAAGGUGACCUUGAAAACCAUUAAAUGAUACCCACACAGCAUGCGUUCAGGAAGGACCCAUUUAUCUGCAGGUCAACGGUAUGUUUCUUGUGGAUGAACUCAGUCGUCACAUUAGAGACCUGGUAAUGGGAUAAAUUAGGAGUUCAUGAGAAUCUUCUGAUGGAAAAAAAGCCUGAGCAUAAAUUCUGUCCCAGUAGAAAAUUUUGAAUACUUAAAAUUUUGGAGUAACAUUUCCCUGAAGACAAACUGGAACUUCAGUUUCAAUAAAAGGACAAUUGCCUCAAUGUAGCUCAUGUAUAUAAUGUGUGAAAAAUAAAGAAGACUUAAAAUUUAAUCAGAAAGUUAUGGAGGUGAGAGGCUACA